GAAGUGCCGGGAGGGGGCUCGGCUUUGGCGGGCGGGAGCCGUGACCCCGCAUCAGGUGGGUCCCGGCGGGAGAGCGACGCAGGUGCCCCAGGCUCGCCCAGCCUCCAGUGCCCUCGGGCGGGCCGGAGUGAACGGCCGUGCAGCCCGCGCCUGCCCUUGCCUGGAGCUGCCUCCGUGAGCCUCGGGGAGCGCGGAGAUGCCCGCUGGGAAUCCGCGGUGUCAACCCCCCCGCCCCCGCAUUGGGUCUUUCCCAGCAGCAGCAGAAGAAUUGUCCGCGGACGCAAGUGAAAACCAAGACCUGCCUCGAGUGGGACGAGCCGAGCCCCGCAGAGCAAGGUGGUGGCAGGAGGCAGCCCCGCGGGAAAGGCCCGGCGCCGAGGCGGAGGGGGUCUGCGAGGCCUGUAGCUGGCGACACGCGUCACCAAGCAAGAAGCAGCGCGGUAAGCAUCCACGUCGGUGCUGGGGAGCGGAAACGGGAAAAUGAGUGGUGGAUUGGCACCAAGUAAAAGCACAGUGUACGUGUCCAACUUGCCCUUUGCUCUGACCAACAAUGACUUAUACAGGAUUUUUUCCAAAUAUGGCAAAGUUGUCAAAGUUACUAUUAUGAAGGACAAAGACACCAGGAAGAGUAAAGGAGUUGCCUUCAUUUUGUUUUUGGAUAAAGAGUCUGCCCAAAACUGUUCUCGGGCACUAAAUAACAAACAAUUAUUUGGAAGAGUGAUAAAAGCAAGUAUUGCCAUUGACAAUGGAAGAGCAGCAGAAUUCAUCCGCAGGCGAAACUACUUUGAUAAAUCUAAAUGUUAUGAAUGUGGAGAGGCAGGACAUUUAAGUUAUGCUUGUCCAAAAAAUAUGCUAGGAGAGCGUGAACCGCCAAAAAAGAAAGAAAAGAAGAAAAGAAAAAAAGUUGUUGAACCAGAAGAAAUUGAAGAAGAGGAGGAAAGUGAAGAUGAGGGAGAAGACCCUUCUCUUGAUAGCCUUAGCCAGGCCAUCGCUUUCCAGCAAGCCAAAAUUGAAGAAGAACAGCAGAGAUGGAAACAGUCUGCAGGGGAACCUUCAACAUCAGAUGAUUCAAAACGUCCACGGAUAAAAAAGAGUGCAUAUUUCAGUGAUGAGGAGGAACUUAGUGAUUGAUAUAUGGACCUAUUAAUUGGUGUGUAUAUAUAUCUGUAUAGUGUACAUUUGUAAAGCUGUCUGUAGUACAGAUUUGUUUUGGAACUAGAGAGAGCUGCUGUUUGAACUUCCUCUUACAGAUUUCAGAAUUCUGGUUGUUUCUAAUACAAUUUCUGAUCUCACUUUUUAAAAGAAAACUCUCAUUAUAUCUGAAUUUUUAAUCAAGAGAAAUAUGCACCCAAGGUGAAGUCUAGCUCAUUCUACUCAUAGUCUUUAUCGCGACCAUGGAAUUCACCCACCUAGAGGCACCAUAUAUAAGUUUUAUAAUACCAUUGCUUGUUCCGAAAUGAACAUAAGUGAACUGUAGGCCUUGGUCUAGUCCAGGGGUCAGCAACCCCCGGCACAUGUGCCGAGCACAACACGUGAGGCCAUUUUGCUCUGCACGCCA
This is a messenger RNA of Gavialis gangeticus (Gharial), 1558 nucleotides long. RefSeq names its product zinc finger CCHC-type and RNA binding motif containing 1 (gene ZCRB1). Gene Ontology annotation, molecular function: zinc ion binding; RNA binding. NCBI's taxonomy places the organism in Eukaryota, Metazoa, Chordata, Crocodylia, Gavialidae. The record is from RefSeq and is a predicted model, not a curated record. Gene Ontology annotation, biological process: mRNA splicing, via spliceosome. Gene Ontology annotation, cellular component: U12-type spliceosomal complex. The transcript has 8 exons. Bases 481 to 1131 code for a protein of 216 amino acids.